Messenger RNA from Oryzias latipes (Japanese medaka), 1823 nucleotides. It is a transcript of the gene naa50, whose product is annotated as N-alpha-acetyltransferase 50, NatE catalytic subunit. NCBI's taxonomy places the organism in Eukaryota, Metazoa, Chordata, Actinopteri, Beloniformes, Adrianichthyidae. Gene Ontology annotation, biological process: mitotic sister chromatid cohesion. Gene Ontology annotation, molecular function: acyltransferase activity, transferring groups other than amino-acyl groups. Gene Ontology annotation, cellular component: NatA complex. The record is from RefSeq and is a predicted model, not a curated record.
AGUUGACGCUCACAAUCGUGGUAGAAGUGUGGCGGUUAAGCUAACUUUAAUUGCCGCAACUAGCUACAUGUGGAGAGUAAAACGGGAGGCAUCCCGAAUACCAACUCUUUUAAUAGACAUAGCUUAUACCUGACUGAACGAUAGACCUUACUCGAAAAUAGGGGACACCAUUUGUUUAAAAUGAAAGGUAGCCGGAUCGAGUUGGGGGACGUUACGCCUCACAACAUUAAGCAGUUGAAACGGCUGAAUCAAGUCAUCUUCCCUGUCAGCUACAACGACAAGUUUUACAAAGAUGUUCUGGAAGUUGGAGAGCUUGCAAAGCUAGCAUACUUUAACGACAUUGCAGUUGGGGCUGUGUGCUGCAGAGUGGAUCACUCUCAGAACCAGAAAAGACUGUACAUCAUGACACUUGGGUGUCUAGCCCCCUACCGUAGACUCGGAAUUGGUACAAAGAUGCUGAACCAUGUGCUAAACAUAUGCGAGAAGGAUGGCACAUUUGACAACAUUUACCUUCACGUGCAAAUCAGCAAUGAAUCAGCCAUUGACUUUUACCAGAAGUUUGGCUUUGAGAUCAUCGAGACAAAAAAGAAUUACUACAAAAGGAUAGAGCCAGCAGAUGCCCAUGUGUUGCAGAAGAGUCUGCGCUCCCCAUGUGCACAACCCAGCGGAGAGCUUCAGAAGACCGAGUAGGGGCACAAGAUUGUGAAAGACCCAAAUGUGCCCUCCAGCACAGAAACAGAACUGUGACAAACGCCCCGUGGCCAAAGCAUAUAAAAGUUUCUUCAAAGGACACAAAAAGACAACACAUUUUGAUGAUAAAAAAAUUGCUGCAUUUUGUUUCAAAGGCAACUUCUCCUUAUUUUACUUCUCCCCUUUCUCAUAGGGAAUUAUAAAUUCCAACAAGCUCAGUAUCCUAAAUUACCCCCAAUGGCAAAGGCCAAAACCAGGCAGAUGUAGAUGAAUUGGAGGAUAAGAAUGUGAUGUUUCAAAUCAUAAUGUUUUGUUCGAGUAGUUUUUAUGCAGUUAAAACCUGAAAAAGGACAUGUCUUCAAUGAAAGGUUAUUAUAAGGGGUGACAUUUUUUGCUUUGAAAGAUCUAGUCAUAGCUGACCAGCUUGGAGUGGUAAUUGGAAUUGUUCCCUGAAUGAAACGAGUUUUAUUUGAAUGGGAUUUGAGUUUGGCAAGUUUAUCUCCACUAUGGAAGUCCAGAAAUGUCUCCAGAGUAUUGACGUACGUAAGGUGGAACGGUUUAUCGGAGGUGAUGUGUUGGCACCAUUUAGUUUUUCAGAUUAUGUUGGGUUUUGGUCUGUUAAUUUAAUUCCCUUCAACUGUUUUUAUUUUUUGCAUUGGGAAGAAAAAGGGUUUUGAGGUUCUCCUGGGUGCACUACUAAUUGAUGGAACAAAAAUAUUUAUUUAGACUUGAAAUUUUCAAAUAUGAAUUCAAAAUGAGUUGAUUGGCUAAACAGAUUGGAUUUAGGCUUCUGGGGUGGUAAUUUACCGAGUGUAAUUGUGAAAACCUAAACAAAGGGUUCAGAAAGAAAAAUGGAACCACUUUUUGUGCACAUGUAGCCAUUUUACCAAAAAGUGUAAUCGGUUAAUUUCUCUCUUUAAGGUCACCUGAACCAAUUAAAAUUUGGUGACAUUUCUUACAGGUGUUACCCAGAGGAAGCUCCAACCCUCUGCAUGAUAGGAGAGAUGUCUUCUCCAUUGUAGUAUACAGCAUGUUUUCUUUUCUUUGACAAAUUUUAUCUUUUCUGGAGCUCUAUAUUGUAAGACUUUUUAACGUCUAAAUAAAUUACUAUUUGCAGUAUGUUCUUUUAUUUA